CUCACUAGCUUUAGUACCCAACACUCGAGCAUAUUCAUUUCCAAGUAUAUCGUUCACUACAGCUUCCCCACACUACUUUUAGUAUUUUAUCUUUCUCAAUUUUUGUAACAAUGAAAAUGGUUGGAAAGAUUGCAUGCUUCAUGGUUCUGUGCAUGGUGGUGGUAGCACCCCAUGCUGAGGCCUUAACCUGUGGCCAGGUUCAGUCUGGCUUGGCUGGUUGCCUCCCUUAUCUUCAGGGUCGUGGCCCUCUCGGAAGAUGUUGUGGUGGUGUUAAGGGUCUGAUGGGUGCAGCCAGGACCCCAGCGGAUCGGAAGACGGCAUGUACUUGCCUGAAAUCAGCUGCUAAUGUUAUUAAGGGCAUUGAUGCCGGCAAAGCUGCUGGUCUCCCUCGUGUUUGUGGUGUUAACAUCCCUUACAAGAUCAGCCCCUCCACUGACUGCUCCAAGGUCCGAUAAGGCUGAUGAAAGCGCAAUUUUCCAAAGCAUAAUUUGGUAGUAGCGCAAUCUUGUGGAGAAGAAUAAGAUGGAUGGAUAUCAAGUUUGAUCUUGCUUAUGGAUCCAUUACUAUGUUGUAUCUGUUGUCUUUCUUUUUUAUUUGUGUCUUUCGGAGUAUAAACUCAUAGUUGAGCCUUGUAUUGAAACUUUGGAGGUUGGUUGUAUUACAAUCCAAUUUUCAUAAUACAUGCAUUAUCUUUCUUAUCUAGUCAAUGGCAAUGCUCUUUCAUUUCGGAA
Lycium barbarum (goji berry) is the source of this 731-nucleotide messenger RNA. RefSeq names its product non-specific lipid-transfer protein 2-like. Gene Ontology annotation, biological process: lipid transport. The coding region runs from base 111 to 455 and encodes 114 amino acids. The transcript is spliced from 2 exons. Lineage: Eukaryota; Viridiplantae; Streptophyta; Magnoliopsida; Solanales; Solanaceae. Gene Ontology annotation, molecular function: lipid binding. Gene Ontology annotation, cellular component: membrane. The record is from RefSeq and is a predicted model, not a curated record.